Arachis ipaensis is the source of this 1095-nucleotide messenger RNA. Lineage: Eukaryota; Viridiplantae; Streptophyta; Magnoliopsida; Fabales; Fabaceae. The record is from RefSeq and is a predicted model, not a curated record.
AUGAAGAAGUCAGCCGGGUCGUGGCUGCCAAUAAACGACAACCCCCCUACAACCAAACCCGCCACUACGAGGGUGGAGAAAGACAAAAGGAACACGCCAGGGACGGCAGUCCGAGUAAGACGCCAAAGCCAUUUUCCCGAGUCGGGAAAUUCACCAACUACACCCCCCAUCACGGCACCAAUCACGGAAGUUUAUCAACAGAUAGCCGAGAAGGGGAUACUGUCGAGACCCCGACCUCUGAAGGACAGAACGGGGGAAAACAAAAGCCUUUACUGCGAAUAUCACAAGGGAUACGGACACAAAACCCAAGAUUGUUUCGACCUGAAGGAUGCCCUGGAGCAAGCAAUCAGGGACAGAAAGCUUGCCGAAUUCUCCCACCUCAUAAGGGAGCCGAGGAGACGGAAUCGCGAUCACGAGGGCGAGGACAGAUCCCGGGUGACAAGACGACGCCAAGAACCAGAGGGGGACGACCGCGGUCUCACGGUGGUGAACGUCGUAACAGCGAGAAAUUCCGCCCCGAGGUCGAGAUCGGCACAGAAGAAAGACACCAAAGUCCUGGCAGUCUCCUCCUCAUCCGCGCGAAGUUCCCGGGGACUCCCAUCCAUCUCCUUCGGCCCUGAGGACCAAUGGUUCGACGAGGUACCGGAAAGUCCCCCCAUGGUCAUCACGGCCAGAGUCGGAACCGGCCUCGUCAAACGGAUCCUAGUGGAUACGGGGGCGGACUCGAACAUCAUGUUUCGCAACGUUUUUGAUGCCUUGGGACUGCGUGAUGCUGACCUAGUGACCCACCAGCAUGGUGUGGUAGGGUUGGGAGACCACUUCAUCAAGCCGGAUGGGAUCAUCUCCCUCCCGACCUCCUUGGGACAAGGACAGAGGCGAAGGACAGUAAUGGCCGAUUUUGUAGUCCUGCGGGACUCCACAGCCUACAACAUCAUCCUGGGGAGAAAAACCAUCAACGACCUUGGGGCAGCGAUUAGAACCUUUGAUGGAGAUGAUCAGAGCCAAUGCCGACCUCUUCGCUUGGACGCCAGCCGAUAUGCCAGGGAUAGAUCCCCAGCUCAUGUCACACUAUCUGGCCGUCAAGCCGGAGGCUAA